This is a messenger RNA of Oryza sativa Japonica Group (Japanese rice), 2431 nucleotides long. RefSeq lists its product as uncharacterized. The record is from RefSeq and is a predicted model, not a curated record. NCBI's taxonomy places the organism in Eukaryota, Viridiplantae, Streptophyta, Magnoliopsida, Poales, Poaceae.
ACCAUCGCGAGAUCAAACCGGUUCAAUUCCCUGCCUGGCCGAGUCGAGCCGGGAAAGCGUCGCACGACACGACUCUCCUCCCACCGCUCGGCCUUCGCACCGCCGCCGCCGGCGCCACCGCUCGGGAGACGCAUCCGCCGCCGCCGCCGCCGCCCGCCAUGGGGACCCGGGAGGUGUACGAGGAGAAGCUGCGUAGCGGCGCGCACCUCCACCGCGACCCCACCAUGAACCCCGGCCUCGGCUCCGCCCGCUGCCCUCGCUGCCUCUCGCUCCUCACCCCCAACUCCUCCGGAGAGGGCGACUGGGCCAUCACCUCCGUGCUCCACGACGCCACCGCCGUGGCUGGUUCGGGCGCCGGCGCGAUGCUCAGUGCGGUGCACGGGUUCAAUACAGGGAUUCCGUUCGUCCAGAAGCAUGUGAAGGGGCCCAAGUGGCUGCAACUUCUUGUUGGGGUGCCUCCAUUGCUCUUGUUCUCUGGUACCAGCGCUUUAUUUGGGGCAUAUGCGCUUCCAACGUUUGCUCAGCUCACUGUAACAUCUUAUUAUGCCGCAUCAAGUGCCUCUCACUAUGCAGUUUCGCAGAUUACCCGCCAGAUCGAAAGGUCCCAUUUGUCAGACACUAAUGGGAAUUCCAGAUGAGUUUUUCUCACUCAAUAUUAUGCUACAUACUUGUUUACGCUCUAUAUACGUGGUACAUAAGUUAUUCCUCCCGUUUUUUCUGUUGCACUAGUCUGAUAGCUUCGGCAUGUUUUGCACACACAAACCUAUAUUUAUCAUAGGAUGAAGCUGCAUGUCCUUAACAUCCUAAAUUAAAAGUGCUUCUCUUCUACUUUUUUUUUCUGUCGCCAUUACUUUUAUCUGUGGAAAAAUGUCCCAAAUUACUGGUCAAGAAUGCAAAACGUUCUACGACAGAUUUACGAUGGGGGCUGUGGAUCCGGUUGCUAAGCAUCAUGCGGUGAUGAAAAGAACGUCAAACAGCAUCAGAUAGUGCGAGGUGAAAAAAAAAAAGAUUAUAGCCUGAGGCUAUAGCUAGAGAAAAGAAUAGAAACUACCUAUACCACGUAUCAAGUACAACUUCACGCCAUGUUGAAAGAGGGACCUAGCACUAAGCCUGUCAUGCUAUGUGUGACCACUUGUUGCCAUGAGAACAAGAACCACAGAAGCACUACCAUCUCCGAACUAGGGAUGCAAGUGGGUAGUCCCGCUGCCCGCAUAAAAAUUCGCUUGCUAGUUCAUUUCCCAUAUAGAAGAAAAAAUGAACUAUAAGUAAGAUAAGCAGGCUAAAAAACCUACUCCGCUUGCCCGCCCCGCUUGCGUCCCUACUCCGAACCCCCUUGAAUUGAUCGCAGAGAAGGUGGGAGCAUCUCCGACCCACCUAGAUAAUUAAUCGCAGAGAAGGUGGGCUCCCUGUCAUCACCAUAGCCUAGAAGUGCAGAGGGAGAGGGUGAGAGAAGAAAGAUCCCCUCAUCCCUCGCACAGGUCUGUCGUCCUCAUGACUUACAAAAGGAGAAAAUCCCCUACAUACCUGAAAAGUUUCGAUAUCUCUUCUGUACCCCUUAAUUUUGCCCUAUCUCCUACAUCCCUUGAGUUUUCAUUUUGAUCUCUAUCUCUAUUAUGUUAUUUGACCGAGAGUUGACCGUUGGAUUUUUCUAAAAUGAUCAUAUCGUGCAUUUUCCAUACUUACAUGCUACCUACUUCAUAAUUCACAAUGUGAAAAAUUGUAAUUCAUGACAAAAUCAAAUGAGACAUAAUUAUUUGUUUUAAAAUUCAAAAAAGAAAUAAAUUGUUGAACAAAUUUACUUUUUUUAUGAAAUCUAUAUAAGAGUUGUAGCUAGAAAUUAUGAACCAAAAUUAUUUAUUUAUUGUGUUCAAAUUUUGAUGUAAAUGGUGUACGAAUUUCAUAAAAGUCAAUUAAAAAUUCAUACAAAAAUUUUAGAUUUAUUUUUAAAAUUUUUCAUCAAAUAAUUGUGUUUUUAUCACUAAACUAACACAUGUAUAAGAGAGGGGUAAUAUAGUCAAUCUCAAAACGGUCAACUCAUGGUCAACUAACGGAAUGGGCAUUGAGGAGAUCAGAAUGAAAACUCAGGGGUAAGUAGGAGAUGACGCAAAGUUAAGGGGCACAUAAGGGAUUGAGAGGAUUUUCAGGUGCAUACCGAGGAUUUUCUCCUUCCAAAAGUGUCGUAGAUGAACAGACAUCCUGAGGCAUAAAUAGCAGAAAACCACAAGUCGGGCUAGCUUUUUGCUUGGAGUCUUUUAUUUCCCUGUCGCCGUAGUCCCCUUUCCACCAAGUCACCCACCAUCGUCCCACCACCACCAACACGAAGUUGCCACAGACACUCCCAGGGCGUUCCUACACUAUACUUCCCGGGGUCGGUGACCCCGGAAAGAAUUUCAAUCUUAAGUUGUUUUAGCCCAUAUUAACUACUAUAUUA